GUUACUUCUAAGUCACCAGGAUCUGCAACUUCUUUGCAACCUCUUCUGAAUUUCCUUCCCACUUACUUUUCACAUUCAGAACGGAUGUUCCCACAUCUUGAGGAUGGAAAAAUACCAACAGGACAAUUCUUGCAGGCUUGUCAGGGUAUCGCAGACUUUGUUGGCUUUCUUGGUACUCCGUUUAUUCCAGUAAAAAAUGAUAUUAGUGGGAAUGUUGCUAAGGUUAGGGGUAAGUAUGAUAAAGGCAGAGAAAAAUUCAAAUAUAUCGAGGACUUGAUUGAUGAUGACGUUGGAAGUUCUGGAGGUCUGGGUUAUGCAACUGAAGGACUUCUUUGGCUGAAAAGGGGUCUGGAAUUUAUGUUAGAGUUGUUGACUCUCAUGGUUCAGGAGUACCGAUCAACUGUUGAUAAGCAAAAAACCGAAAGUUUAGUUGGAAUUAUCGAUGCUGCUUACAACGCAACCUUGAAAAGACACCAUGGAUUUAUUUCCAAACAGUUGUUCAAGGUUGUGAUUUUUGCUGCACCAUACCGUAAAACUUUGCUGAAGGCACUUGCUGAGGGCCAAGACGGUAUCGACGACAUUUGUAUAGCACAUAUUGAAGCUCAUUUGGACAAUUUUAAAAGUAAUGUUGAGCAGUUGGUGAAGUACUACAUAGUUAAAGGGUUGGAUACUCCUAACCCGGCAAAGUUAAAAAAUUAG
Messenger RNA from Enterobius vermicularis (human pinworm), 699 nucleotides. NCBI's taxonomy places the organism in Eukaryota, Metazoa, Nematoda, Chromadorea, Rhabditida, Oxyuridae. The record is from the annotation of a GenBank genome assembly.